Molecule: messenger RNA, 484 nt
Organism: Staurois parvus
Lineage: Eukaryota; Metazoa; Chordata; Amphibia; Anura; Ranidae
Source: the annotation of a GenBank genome assembly
AUGUGCCACUUUCAGGUCUCCUCACACACUGCUGGUGUGUUGAAUUUUUUGUCAUAGGGUGCUGGCAGAUUACGGGCCUCCUAUAGCUGCUGCCAGGCCCCUAAUCUGCCAUGGGCCCCUAUACCGCCUCCUCAUGCUGCUGCCAGGUCCAGAGUCUCUCAUGGGUCCCUGUACGGCCUCCCAUUGCUGCUGUCUCCAUCGCCACACUCUGCCAUGUGCCACUUUCAGGUCUCCUCACACUCCUGCUGGUUUCCAUUUUGUCAUAGGUUGCUGUAUGGCCUCCCAUUGCUGCUGCCUCCACCGCCACACUGUGGCUCCAAACACUGGUUUUGGCCCCGUGACUGGCCAAAUGAGUGAAGUGUGCGGUGAUUCUAAGAUCGACGGCACUCAUCUGCAUGUCAUACUGACUGACAGUAUUAUUUCUCUUCCCCAGCAGACUCCAAGGGCAUUUAAAUUAAAGGUACAGUGUUCUGCACUAAUAUUA